Molecule: messenger RNA, 1733 nt
Organism: Amblyraja radiata (thorny skate)
Lineage: Eukaryota; Metazoa; Chordata; Chondrichthyes; Rajiformes; Rajidae
Product: pannexin-3
Exons: 5
Coding region: 369-1640 (423 amino acids)
Biological process (GO): monoatomic cation transport; cell-cell signaling; positive regulation of interleukin-1 production
Cellular component (GO): plasma membrane
Molecular function (GO): wide pore channel activity
Source: RefSeq, a predicted model, not a curated record
GGUGGUUCCAUAAAUAGCUGCCUCGCUCCAGAUAGUCUCAGCGGUCUGGUACUGUACUCUCUAAUCUGCCUCCGCUCCUCUGUGUUUAGGCUCGGGCUGGUCUGCUUCAGAUGACAUAUUCUCUGAGUGGGAAGGAAUGUAGCAUCGGUCUCUCCUUCUGUACUCGGCCCCAACAAACUUGGCGCCACCAGCCUGUAAUUACCUCUCGCCCAGCCCUUCUUCCUCUAUAAUCCCCAGGUCAGACCGCUCCUAUAUUUUGCUCCCUGUUGCUGGGAAUCGUUUAUGUUGCGCUUUCUUUAAACAGAGCGGGAUAAAGGCGCUGAGAGUGUCUGCUGGUGGAUCUUUCAGCCCCCGAGCCUCCCCGCACCAUGUCCGUCGCCGGUAUCGCCACCGAGUUCAUCCUCUCAGACUCUCUGAUCAGGGAAGAGCACGACUCACGGGCCAAGGGUCUGCGCCUGGAACUGCCCACCGACCGAAUGAUCAAGUUUAUCUCCGUGGGACUUCCGCUGCUCCUCGUCUCAGCGGCGUUGGCCAAGGAAAUCUCUCUGAGAUCACAAAUAACGUGUUUCCCGCCCAGAAACUUCUCGCUGAAGCAGGCCAACUAUGUAGACUUGUACUGUUGGGAGACCCUGCUCCAUUAUCAGCUUCACCCCCACAACAACAUGCAGACGUCACUCUGGAUUCACAAGGUAUUCCCCUACUCACUGCUGGCUAUUGGGAUGACCAUGUACCUACCCAGCUUAAUCUGGAAAGUCUUUGUUACUCCACUUCUCACUGCCGACCUACUUUUUAUCAUCGACGAGUUGGAUAAAGCUUACAAUCGGUCCAUUAAAGUGGCUCAACUGAUCCUGAAGAAAUACGAGAACAACCCCAAUGCCAAGGCACUCAUCCAGGAGGAACUAGACAGGGCUCGCAGGGAGAAGUUGCUACAGUUCCCGCUGCUCCAGCGUUACCUCGCCUGCAAGAAUGGGUCGUAUUACUACGUGUGCAUGUACUACAUGCGGCAGCUGCUCCUGCUGCUGUUCAUCGCGGCCGCAUGCCUCUACCUCAUCUACUGCCACCUGCCCGUGUUUUUCCUGGACCAGUUCAGUUGCUCCAUUAAAUCGGGACUGCUGACCAGUGACCCUGAUGUUCCCGCUGUGAUUCAGUGCAAACUGACCUCGCUGACUAUAUUCAAGAUGAUCAGUGUGGUCAACGGCACUGUUUACGUCCUCUUGGUGCCCAUGAUCAUUCACAACCUUCUGCAACUCUGUUCCUGGGACAAGAAGUUUCUGGCCGUGUACCAGAUGUUGCCAGCCUUUGACCUGGUCAGUAAGAAGAUGCUGGGCUGCGCCCUGAACGACCUCAACGUCAUCCUCCAUUUCCUGCGUGCAAACAUCGGGCAGCUGCAGUCCUUCAGUCGCCUGUCAGUGCUGUGUGUUGGCAAGGACGUGAGGGCAGGAGGCAAGGGCCAGACGCUGGUCGACAUGAUGGCCCUCCUUGUGGGUCUGGAAACCACUGAGGAUGGUGGCUGCACCCAGGCUGGUGGGCCAGGUGGGUCCACGGCAGCCCAGCAACACAAGUACUUAGAUACUCAGGGCCACUUUCACACAAGAGAAGACUGGAGCUGCACUGGGCCACAGGGCUCCUCAAGUUGCUGAGGGAACAACAGCGACAACCAGGGAUCAGACACAACAAUCUAUAGCAUUACUUCUCAAAAAUUGAUUUGUAAUAAAACUAUUAAAGCCAGUCCA